AUGGACGGCAAUAACGGCCCUAAGCGGGCGCGUAGUGAGACUAUGGAGGAGACCUCCAGCGGGUCAACGACGCCUGCGCAAGGCGCUGAGGCGACCCCGGUACGUGACCCAGUGCUGGAGGCGCAGCUGGAUCAGCUCGGUUUGGAUGAGGAAUUCAAGGCGUCGCUGCGUUGCAUGUCACCAAAUACACGCAGAGAUGUGAUAAACGACAUUAUACGGAACCAACAGCAUGAACGGGCUUCCGUGGAGACACCGUUUGGUUUUCUUUCUGUCUUGGGCGGUUCCUCCUUCCUGUCGUUCCCCCCCGACCUAGACGUGCACCUCUCUCUGGAGGAUGAGGAUGAGGAGGAAGAAAGGGGAUCUGAGGCACAAGGGUCGCUGUCGCCACCGCGGCGCCUUUCCCCACGCAAUGGAACAGACGACAGGUCGGGUAAUUCGAGAACGGAGUCGGAGGCGCUCCGAGAGCAGUUCCUGCGUUCCCAGCUGCUGUAUCUACUACACGCGGUGCGGAGCAGAACAGUUGUCAACACCAUUUCCGAGGUCUUUGCGCAGCGUUCUCUGGGCAUGACUCAGGACAUUGACGAUAUGUCGUAUGAACAGCUGCUGGAGCUUCAGGAGCGCAUUGGGUACGUCAGCAAAGGCAUUACAAAGGAACAGAUGCAGCAGUGCAUGCAAGACGUGCCAUGGCCGAAGGAAGGCAGUUGCGUCGUCUGUCAGAUCGAAUGGCAGGAUGGCACCGGCGACAAUGAGCGAAGCGUGGAACUGCAGGCAUGCCAUCACGUCUUUCAUCAGCGCUGCAUUGAGCAGUGGCUGGCCUCCAACAAGACAUGCCCGGUCUGCAAGAAGGAGGUGCUGUAA
Messenger RNA from Trypanosoma rangeli, 858 nucleotides. RefSeq names its product protein containing C-terminal RING-finger. The transcript has a single exon. Gene Ontology annotation, molecular function: ubiquitin protein ligase activity. The record is from RefSeq and is a predicted model, not a curated record. The coding region runs from base 1 to 858 and encodes 285 amino acids. Lineage: Eukaryota; Euglenozoa; Kinetoplastea; Trypanosomatida; Trypanosomatidae.